CACAGAUCCGGGAAGAAGGAGAAGAGAAAACAAAACCCGGAUCCCAGCGCCGGCCGGAGCGGGAAGGGGGAAGGAGAAGAGAGCGGAGAGAGCAAGAGGAUCUGGUGUGGUGCAGUGCAAGCGGCUAACAAGGAUAGGGGUGUAUUCUUGCGCUCCAGCCGGCCCACGGGGCGGAAACGAGGGAGUAUUGCAGCACGCUAGCGGUGGUGUCGACAGGAUGGGUAAGGUACGGGGGACAACCCAGGUCUGCGGUCCACGCCAAUUGCGGGAACGGAGAACAGGGAACGACCUUAAAACCAGUCAACCACUUCACUUCGAGCAGGCCACAUGGGAAAGCGUCCACACGCAGGCGACCGCCGCUUAUCAAUAGUUAGGCCCAAUGCUGCCGAGCCCAAGCCCUGCCCUGGUCUGCGCGAGACGCCGGCGGCGAAACAACACGCAAGUUGUGGGCCGCACACCUGGGACCAGCACCGACAGCUCGAAAUCACUUUGCCACUGGGUGGUCCCGGGGAAGUGGGAAGCGACGGAACGGAGGACGAGGUACCGAGGCGACGGACGAGGAAACGGAGCUGGCACGCCGUAUUUCUUGUCUUGGCACUUGGGCGGGGUACGACUCCACUGGUUCAAGCGACCAGUCACUUCGCUUGCGUCUUUCUUGGAAGCGGUUGCGUUGCGGGGCGACGUCCCCUGCUGCCAAAACGGGGAAAUCGCCCGACUUUUCCAACUUCCAUCCAAGCCACCCAGUCGCGGGGUUGGGAAUACUUCCGGCAGCAUGGGUAAAGCCCCACUCUGGCACCCGCUUUGGAAGGGAACGUUUUCCAUUCUGCACCAACUCAAAACAACAAGAAAACUGUUGGUCUGCCACGACAGCAUAACACCCAGCGCACGCUGCCCGAGCUCCGUACAGACUGCUGUCACUCUCCAAAUCAUGAUCAAUAUCGAAGUGGCGGCAUCGGAUCUUUGCCAGUUCGUGAUUCGGCAAUCCGCGGCGCUGCGGACUCCGACGACACUCGGCUUGCAGCGAUCGACGGACGACAACCAGGCAUCGAACGUGCUCCCGUCCAUGCUUCAUCGCUGGAGAGCUGUACUUGGGCAUGAUGAUACCGUCACUCUCAAGUGGCGCUGUCCCGGCUGGCGGCCAAGUUGGCAAUACUUGAUGCCCACCAACUCGUCGACUUGCGUCGUGUCCUGCAGCUUUCAUGCCGUCCACUGACUGCAGCGUAACAUCGACGCGAUGCAGCAGCCGAAUCGAGCAGCUCCAAGGUUGGUGGUGAUUGCGCUAUACGCACACACGGCACGGCGUGCUCAGUUGUUCUCCUC
Molecule: messenger RNA, 1320 nt
Organism: Parathielavia appendiculata
Lineage: Eukaryota; Fungi; Ascomycota; Sordariomycetes; Sordariales; Chaetomiaceae
Exons: 2
Coding region: 380-1213 (277 amino acids)
Source: RefSeq, a predicted model, not a curated record